This is a messenger RNA of Orbicella faveolata, 3634 nucleotides long. Its product is annotated as mediator of RNA polymerase II transcription subunit 12-like protein. Gene Ontology annotation, molecular function: transcription coactivator activity; transcription factor binding. The record is from RefSeq and is a predicted model, not a curated record. Gene Ontology annotation, cellular component: mediator complex. Gene Ontology annotation, biological process: positive regulation of transcription by RNA polymerase II. Lineage: Eukaryota; Metazoa; Cnidaria; Anthozoa; Scleractinia; Merulinidae.
AUGAUGUCAUGAAUGAAACCGAUGACUUACCGCCAAGCGGGCUCAGCUGGAACGCUUCGAUCCAACAUGGCGGCCCCUCGCCCUCUCAAAAGACCACGUUUGGGGCAGCCAGACGUGUAUCCACAAGACAGUAAGCAAAGAGAGGAUGAGCUCACUGAAGAAAAUGUCAAGAAGGGGUUCAGCUACCAGCCGCUUCCUUUCAGUUCGGGAUCAAUCGAGUAUGGAUCGGCUAAAGAUAUCAUGUCCAAUGUCCCUCUGUCAAAGUUUGCACAAAGCUUCAAUACCAUUUUACUGGAAAAACAGAAACAAAACACCUACACGUCGCAGGAUGGAAACAAGAGGAAAACACAGUCCGUUAAAGACAAUUUUAUGCCCGUGCACAUUACUGCUCGUUCAAGAGCAUUUAUAUCCUCAUGGUUUCAGGAUCUGGCUGGGAACAAACCACUCACAGUUUUGGCCAAGAAAGUGCCAAUAUUCAACAAGAAAGAGGAGAUAUUUAGCAGUCUGUGUGAUUAUUCCAUUCCAAUGCUGCGUGCUGCAUGGUUUAUAAAAAUAUCGUCAGCUUACAACACAGGUGUUAAUGAAUCCAAGGGCAAGAAAAGAAUCAUGGCAGACCCAGCAUCAGACUGGACCCAUGCCUUAACAAAAUUCUUGAAGGACCAGUUAAACAAGAUUGCAGAUUUCUAUCAGAGCCACUUUGGUGGAAUAACUUCCUCCCAACAUCAACAAAAGAUGACACCUGAAAUGGAGCAAGCACUCAAACAGUGGAACUACACUGUAAGACUCUCACAUUGGCUUUACGAGGAGAGCCUACUUGAUAGGCAGGACUUCCUUCAAUGGUUGUUAGAUUUGUUGGAUAAAAGCAAGAAUGCUGAUGACUUGCUGCUAAAAUUCCUAAUUCCUCUUCUGCUAAGGUAUGUAGACCAAAUAGUUAUGUCUCAAACUCUUGCCAGAAGCCUGGCCCAAGUGUGUUCCAAGAAGUUGACAACACUAUACUCUGCAGCUGAACAGAUGCAGUCUGAACAGCAGAGUCAAGGAACAAACAGUUCUACCAGGACGAGCAGUUCAUCUAUACCAAGCCCCGUACCAGCCAUUACUUCAGAGAGCUCAUCCUUGGCUGCUAUCAGUCCUCAGUCACUUCCUGUCCUUUCGCAGUACAAGACAUGCCCUCAGCACCAUGCCCUUGUUCUAGCUCUGAGUUCAGUUCUGCAGACUAUAGCCAUCUGUUGUCCUGGUGCUCUCAUCUGGAACUCCAAUCCCUGUGGAGGUAGCUCCAGUAGCACAGCAAGCAGUGGAAAUAACUCCAGUGGGGCAAACGCUGAUGCUGGUACCAGUAAACCUGCUGUGUUGGGAUCACCAUUGGACAGGCUGCCUAUUGCACCAUCUGCAAUGCCUCUUCCAUCUCCUGGGAAUGCACAAGGAUCCUCGAAUUCCGAGGUAGUUAAACUUUUGAGUGUAAUGUACUUGUUACUGUUUUUAAUUCAGGCUAUNACAAGUUCUAUUGACUCACUUUACAGCAAAAUAUUUGCAGACUCAAUAAAAACAGGAGGAGAGGCAUCUGCAACUGAUGAGGCAAUUGCUCUUCUCUUGUUCGAGUGGGCAGUCAGUAAAUACCGUGUGGGAAAAUUCCGGGCAUUAGCUGUUGCUAAAAUAUUGCAACGGAGGCAAACAGAAAUCCUUGAUGAGGUAAGACACUGUACUGUCAUUAUGGGUGCAUUUCUUUGGGAAAAUCCAAGAUUGGAUUCUGAAAAUCCAAAAUACAGUGUUUUUUCUUCGUUAAAUUUGUUUGUUUUGUUUCCUGAUGGUAAAAAUGCUUUUUCUACAGAUGGUGGUUACCAACACAACAAGGCGCAUCCAAGUUUUGCACAGUUAACCCUUCUGUUUGGAGAACUCAUCAGAAAUGAAGUGUUCUCCCACAAUGCAUACAUGUGCAGCCUCAUAUCAUGUGGAGAUCUUCAACCCACUCCUCCUGUUUCCAUCCCCUCUCCACCAAGGCCAGUAGUGCCAAGCAUGGAACACGCUCCGGAAGCUGAGCCAAUGGGCAUUGAAGAGUGUGUACAGGAGGGGGAUGCACCAGGGGGAAUAGACAUCCACAGUUUGACAUGUCAGGAAGAUGACGGCCGUAAGGACAGCAGCAGUGACAGUGAACUUAAGAUCUCUCAACAGCUCCUGGAUCAGGAGCUUCAAGUGCAUCAAGAAAGACUCAUACAGCUGCUUGAUCAGGGUGACAAUGAGAUCUUUGUUGAGCAAGAAGCCCCGAUAUUGACUGCUGAUCUUUCAGCUGUUGGAAAUGGUACCAAACUGGAGGCUAACUUGAUAAAUCCUGCUUUGCUGUCCAGUGAUCAAAGAGACAAUGCACUCAUGGAUUCAUCGUGCAAUCUUCCCAAAAAGUCACAACAUGCCCAAUAUGCCCAGCAUUUCCCCAUCCCUGCUGACAACCUCUCGGCACAUGAGAAUAAUCAGCGACUCAUACUGUUGUAUGGAGUGGGUAAGGGAAGAAGUCAAGCGAUAGCAACAACCAAAGAAGUCACCAAGGCAUUGUGUGCCAUGCUGAAUGAUCUAGGAAGAGUGGAUGACUCUGCACUCAGUGCUGAUGCUGCGCAGAACAGUGAACACCUGGCUUUAAAAAAGGAAAGGGAUGAGAAAAGAGCUGCACUUUACAACAAAUUCUCCAACUUGACUUGCUUUGACCAGUACCAAGCUGUAGCAAAGUGCGCCAACAUUCUUCGUGACCAGAAGGCCAAACAAGCCAAGAUGUUUGGUCUGGUUUUGCCAACCCCAACACUCAACCAACUAGAAUUCCUGUAUGACCUGUUUGAACUGUCUGGUGAUGUUCACGGACUUCUUGAUUUCGUGGCUUUUGUUCUGAUGCCAAGUGAAGAGGACAUCUCAACCACACAAGUCGCACUCGUCAAAACAGUUGUAGGGACAUUACCAACCAAGUCUACCAUCGUAGUGGCAAUGCUGCGAAAAUAUCAUGCCUGCCUGAUGUUGCUGCCUGAGCACACUACUAGGAUAUUUAGAGGUUGCCCUACACGUUUUUAUUUACAGUCGAAGUAUGCCGACAUUUUCAGCACAGCCUUCACUAAGAUCAAGCAGGCUGUGUGUUCAAGCACUACACCUUCAGCUUGCACCGAGUCCUAUGAUCAGAAAUUUAUGGCAGAGUACUUCCAGAACCCAAGGACUAAGAGGCUUGAUGGCAUCUGGGAAUACCUUCACAACCAUGAGAAACCAUCAGAUGUGUACAGCUUCGUGUGUAAUGCCCUGAUGAAUGUCUGCAACUGUCAGAAUAGUGAAAGGUUGUUUGAUAUCGGUGUUCUGUGUGCAGAGGUUACUGCCCAUCAUGGUAGGCUCAGUUCAGAGUGGCUUGGUGUUCUAAGGGCUUUGUGCUGCUCUUCUAACAGUUCAUCAGGAUUUGUGGACUUGCUUUUGGAAGUAGACGUCGGGGAUUUAUCCAUCCAUGAGUCAGUGGCCACUUUCACAGCCUUGCUUAUAGCCAGAAGUUGUUUCUCAUUGGAGGAUGUGAUCUAUCACGUGGCCCUGCCGUCACUUCUAGCCGCACUACCAUCUGGUGAGUUACCACACACUAUACUCCUGUUACAAACCAUCGAAGCUUAGCUAUGCCUCGUCGACU